Anarrhichthys ocellatus (wolf-eel) is the source of this 9239-nucleotide messenger RNA. RefSeq lists its product as uncharacterized. Lineage: Eukaryota; Metazoa; Chordata; Actinopteri; Perciformes; Anarhichadidae. The coding region runs from base 396 to 1427 and encodes 343 amino acids. The record is from RefSeq and is a predicted model, not a curated record. The transcript is spliced from 9 exons.
ACAGUUCCAUAUAUAUUUCUGUCUUUGUCUUUAUUUAGUUUGAAGAAAUCUUACAAUCCUCGGACAUUAAACAUCAGAUAUUGUGUAGCAUAAGAAGCUCAUUUGUAUUUGUUCUCGCCCUCUUUUCCAGUAGUAGUGUGCUAAUGUCAUGAUUUAAAUGAAGUAUUGAUCAGUUUAGGAGGGGAGAAUAGAGAGAGAGGGAGCAAUUGUGAGGGAAAGAAAGCAAGACCAGGGUUAUCGGUGUGGAUCGCAUACAGAAAGAGUGCGCUAACGGAUGAGACACGUUUUAAGCGAUUCCGUGAAAUGGAUUUCUGCAUAAUCUGUAUUUUUAAUUCAGGAAUAACCGCCAGCCUCUUUUGUUUGACUUAUUCCGAGAAUCAAAAACGGACACGGAGAUGACGCAGCGCCUUGAGCAGAGCAAGAACGGAAAUAACUGUCUUUUUUACUCUUGUUUUUUGUUGAUUUCAUGGAGUAUUUGCCAGCCUGUAUACCGACGGUUAAAUAAUGCUUUGUUCUGGUUCCUGUCUGGGUUUCCAUCUUGUCUGGUUAUAAUUCCUUCUGUAAUGACGACAUUGCAUCAGGCACACUGGAUUAAAGCCUCCGUCCAAGUGAACCAGGAGCUAGCUGGACAACCAGGAGCAAGGAUCUCUCAGUCGCUGCCUGAACUGCAGGAGAGCCGUCUGGAUCUCCGGAGGAACAGAGUCACUUGCAGCAACACCAAAAGCAGCUUCAGAGCCAGACUCGGCAGGCCCAGGAGCUCCACAGUCAGAUGGCAGCAUGGGGCAGAUUGGCUGCAGAGAGCACCCAGGUGGGGCACAGCUGUAAACACCUGGAGGCUCAUCUGGGGGUGUAGACCUACCUCGGUUAUACAGUGCCAGGAAGGAGCUCGGGGAGACGACCACUGCGUGUCCACAUUCCAUGUAGGCCCACCGACAGAGAGACACAGAUUCACCAGAGGACGUCAUUUUAAUCCAAACAGAUGGGUCAGCGACAGAAAAAGACAGACAAUGUUGAAGCUGGAGGGGAAGAAUCAGAGACUAGAGAGGCAGAUAACAGCUCCAACAGAAAGGGUACAGUUCUGGAGGCAGACAGGGACACAUCAACAUCCCACCAGGCUGGCCCAGCAGGACAGCGCUCCACCGACUCCACACAAAGACAUGAAUGAUCGCAGGUCACAGGUCACUCCCACAGCAAGUUUCCUGAAAGUGCAUGCACGCAAGUAUGCUUUUUGUCCUCAAAGUAUUAGAGUGUGUGAGGAUCCACUGAUGCGCCUGAAUGCCCAGGUGGUGUUUCUGCAAGGCGAAAGGCAAUUUACAAUGCCAGCGAUGAAGCUUUUUUUGCACACCUCACUAAAAGCAUAUUCUCCAUUUGUUAUCAAAAUGACAUACAUCUCCUACUAUCUAUAUGCUGUAAAAUUGUAUCUAUGAUGAUCAAUAAUUUAACUUUUAGCUUUCCACUGUCAGUAUGAGCAUAUUGAGAGAGAAAGAUACAUUAAAUGAAACAGUAAAAUGAUCUAGUGCCAUGUUCUUCCUGUAUGCAUGAAGCCUACUUAACAGAAUGUGUUCUUUAUGAGUUGUGCUGUUAAAUGGACAGGUGGUUGGCUUGGGUGUGGUUUGAAUGUUGUUAAAAAAAUAAGCGUUGGGUGUUCUAAGAGCCAGUGUAGUGAAAUGCAGACAGAGCUGAAUAGCAGCUUUGUGUAAUAGGUAUAAUGUUAUUGUUGGAGUUUUUUGCGAUGUUCCCUGUGUUGGUCCACACACUAUUAUUCUUGUCUGUCAUUUUCAAAAAAACACUCUUUUACAGACGUUUAUCGGAAAGACAACCUCAAUAAAUGCUUCUUCUGAUUCUCAUUAAUCGAAGUCAUAGCUGCCAUACAGUGGGUAACAUAGUGAGAAAGUGCUUGACAGUGAAAAGAGCAGAGGCCAUCAUGUCUGGCAAUAGAGAAUCCUUCAGAGUGAGAGAAAUUCAGGGCGGAGAUUUGGUGUUAUAGAAAGGCCUUGGACUGCACGGUUUACUCAGAGAAAAGAUGAAUUGAUAUUUUGAUCAGUGGCAAGCUGUAUUGAUGUAUGCUCUUGGGUGUAAAGGUGUAUGCGAGAGAGCGUGUGCAUGUGUGUGUGUGCAUGUGCGUGCAUGCUUGAAUGUGCACCUGCAGGAUUUGCUGCGCAUGCAUAUGCAUGCAUCUGAAUGUCUCCACUGCGAGAGAGUGUGUGCAUAUACAAGAGCCUGUGGAGAGACAAAGAGGACAGAUCAUCUCAAAGCACUGAUGGACUAAAGUGGAAAGUCCUGCUGAGCAAGAGAUGUGUGCGUGUGAUAAAUAAUGGGUGUUGGUGCCCAGUGGAGACCAGCAGCGGAGGUGGCUCAAGGUCUGAUGGGGAGCUCCCCUCGUCUGUGAUUGAAGUGUGGAGGUGCUGCUCCCUACACACUUACUUUCACAGUCAUUUUCUACUCGGUCAUAAGCACAGUAAACAGACACAACAAAUCCCCAAGAGCUCAAGCCUGCUCAUCCCACCCCAGCCUCCAUUCCUGUAAGAAUCCAAAGCAUGUGAAUGUCUGGAUGUCACCCUCUUAUGCCAGACCUCGAUUAGCAAUACAAAACCUCUUAAUCACACGCACACAUCUGCAUGUCUCACACACACAGUCCUCCAGAGGGUUACACCACAGCACAGACAGUUAAGCAGUUGUGUCUUAUAUGAGUUACACACAAUGGCCUAUAAGUCCUUGAUACAUAUUUAUGUUCUUUGCUGCAUUGUGUUCAACUAUGUUAUGAGCAUCAAGAGUGCAGAAGGUCCAGUGUUUGGAGAGAGAGAGAGAGAGAGAGAGAGAGAGAGAGAGAGAGAGAGAGAAUAUAAUCCUUUUGGUCAAUAAGACAGUCCUGUACCCUUGCUACAGAAUUUAAUAUAAAGUAUCAGUACUUUUUUUUAAAGUUAUGAAAAUGAUUGACGUUUUUCCAUUUCUGGGUCAAGAGCCAAAAGUGUUUUUCUUUAUAACUUAAAACCAGCCUCUACUUUAAAUUCCGUUGGUACUACUAGCAAGAAGAAGGAUAAGUUGUCAGAAGAUUAGAGCAUAUUCUGAGAACAGGACCAAAUGUGUUGAUUAAGUUGCAUCAAACUAAUUGUGUCCGAGCGAAGGUUGAACAUCACCAAUUCAGAGCAUGUGCUCCUAAUGGUAAUCAAUGAUAUUAACUGAAAAUAUACCUGUUUCUACCAGAAAGAGGAGCAGAGGGAGGGUAAAGUGAAGAUGCCGGGCAAUUUGUGUAGAUCCUGCUUCAUCCACCAACUACUGAGUAUGUGUCCAAGCAGUCAGGAGUUCCAACUGCUACAGUUUACAACCUGUUAUUGAGUUCAGUCAUUGUACUAGCCAAUAUAAAGAACAAAGAAUGCAUAUACUUCAUAACAAAACUAUAAAAAAUGAUAAUUAUUUUUGAUUACUUGAAAGCUGCAUUAUUAUCCAUGUUGGCUUCUUCUUCACUGCUUUUGUUGCGGCAUUGAGAUAGAAUAGUGAGAGCAAAACAAAUGUGAUGAACUGAAAAAGGAAACAUUGGCGUUUGAACAAGUAAUCGCGCUGAGUAAUAAAACGCAGGCGUCAUUUCUUUUAUUUUGAUAUUUUUUGCAUUCUGAUGUGUUAUCUGAUGAAAAUCUUCAGAUUUUUCCAUCUGAUGAAAAUCUUCAGAUUUUUCCUUCAUGUCACUUUGAAGGAAUUAUUAGUUGUAAAUUCACGUUAUUAGUAAAUCCCACUCUUCUUGACCCCUCCACCCCAAAUUGGGGACAGAAAGUUAAAACAGAAAACGACUGACACUGGUACGUAGACUUUUAUCAUCAUAAAAUAACCAGGGACCUAAAAUACCUCAGUGCCCAAGGAAGGAGGUGAAUGCCCAUCAGCUGGCAGGCCCUCGGCAUGUAAAGUCCAUACCCACAGCAGUGACUAAUUGUUUGUUAUGUCAGUGCUUGUCGUGCCCGUUUGCCUUUAAUGGAGUGUAGUGUGGUGAUCCAUCAGGCUGUCGAGCAGGCCCCAUGUCAGUUGAAGUGCUGUGUGUCGGUGGGGCGAGCGUGCCGUGCAAAUGUGAUUUACUGCCCUGCUUGUUGCACCGCGCUGUGCCUUGCCUCUUACCCACGCAAUGCAGCCCCGCUCCUCCACCCGUCUCCCCUUUCCUCUUCUCUCUCCCCAGAUUGAUUACCAGCGCAACUGGCUCACGACACUCGCCAUCUUCUGGCAACCUUUUAGUGCCGUUUUAUAGAUGGUUAGCGCACCUCAUUUGGCUAUUUAUACAUCUGUAAGUGGCCAUGAAAUAUAGAUUUGUCUUGAUGGGUGUCAACAUCGGCGCUGCGGAAGCAGAGUUCAGUGACACCUUGUUAUUUUAAUGGUGUGAGGUAGAGAGGCCCCACAGCAGGAGUCCUUUUCAAACAUGGCUAAAUUAUACUGUUUUUAUUUAAAUUGAAUGUUUACCCUCAUAUUAUACUCAAAGCUAAACACCUUUUUCUUGCCGUGUUUGGUUUGUCCCGAGAGAUGGAAAUAAGGAAAGGAGUGAUUGAGGAUGGAACGGAACACCUUAACCCCUCUCAGACACAGGCACACAUGCACAAACUCUAAACCACAUAUUCUAUAUGUGAAUGUCGAGGGGGUUCAAAGUGAGAAGGAUCCUUAACAGUAACAUGAUGUGUCAUCAACACGCACGCACAUAUUUCACUCCGUUCACAGGCAAGGUCUCAGAGGUAAUUAGGAGCUGGCACCCACUCAGUGCAAUAUGCUGGUUAAUUGAAUAGUUAACAUAUCAGAGGCAGGCAUGUGCAGAUUGAAGGUGACACCUGUCAGGAAGCCGUUCUCUCCCGACCCAGGACAUUUCCCGCUCCGCCUGAUACAUACAGUAUGUCAUCUCUGUGAAAAUACCAAAUUAGAGGCCAGGCAGCCGAGUGCGUGCAGCGCAGCAGGUGUGGAGAUAGCUUGGGGGUGGAGGAAGGCUGGCACUCCUCUGCUCUGUCCUUCAAGAGGAUUUGUUAAGCUCCGGGCACCUAUCCUUACUUCACCUCAGGCCAUUUCCAUGGGUAUGUGACAGGACAGUGACAGGUGUGUGUGUGUGUGUGCAGGCUUCGGCGGGCUCUCCCUCAGUGUGCCCAAAGGCAUCCAGAAGUUGAGUAUGCAUUGUGAAGAGGUGUGUCAACGCAGUAAAGGUGUCCAGACUCAACCAGCUCAAAGGCGGCUUUCUGACUGGUAGACUGGCAUUUGCCAAAAAAAUAAAAAUUAAAAACGUUUUUCAAAUGAUACUUUUUAUCUCCACAACUUGACUGACUGAGUGCUUGCAUUCUUGUCUUUAGAUGUCGCACCUUCAGGAGGGAGGGGAUCGGCUGCAGGCGGAGGUCCUGUCAGGAGCCGCUGCAGUCAGCACGAGAUAACAGCUCGAGACCAGAGGGUUACCAAACUGGAGCAAGACCAGAAGGCUGCUCAGAGCCAAACCACUGAAAGGAAGCAGGUACCAGCUGGGACAUGCACCCAUGUUACAGCAGGGCAGAACAGUGAUGGACUGCUGCAAUGGGCAGAGAUCGAUCUGUAGGAAACCCAGGAAGCUCUGUGGAGAGAGGCUGUGAAGGAAGACUAAGACCACUGCAAAGACUUGGAUGCCCAGGAAGAGGACUUUGUUGUCAGCAGGUGGGCACCAGCUGAGGUGGUGAAGACAGAGCAUCUCCAGAGCAGUAACCACAAAACUACAGGCGGUCCAGAGGUGAAACUGGGAGCAGAAGAAGGGCUUUUCAGAUGACUCACUACUACUGAUAAAGUGCCACCUUCCACCCAGCCCCAUCUUUCUCACCACUAUGUGCUUUUUUUCUUUUCGCCUCCCUGAGUUUGUAAGCUCUAACCCGUGGCUGUGGUCCUAGAGCUUGCCUGCCAUCUGAUAUUUAAUUAGUGGCUUCACAUGGCAGUUUGAUCUCUCUCUCGCUCUCUCGCUCUCAUUCCAACACUUAUGGUCACCAUCACAACAGCCUGCCGAACAAUACAACACAAUGUUGCAUAUUGCUUGCAUCUGAAGUAGCUUCCAAUCAGUGAGCAGGACUGUGUUUGACGUCUUGCUCAAAGGACACUUGUGAAGGAGAAAUGUGGAAACAAACUACUAAGUAAGGCUACUUGCAUGUCUGUUAUUUGGAUAAACAAAACAUGGAUUUCAAAUGUUUUCUAGUUAUGUUUUCUAGUUGACUCAGUUUACUUUGUCCCUGCCAUCUUAGCUGGUGUUUCAUAUUCGGGCUGAAAUUAAUUGCACAAGCAGAAAAAAGGUUUGCUGCACAGCAGUCUCUAUCCUGAGUCAUUUAGAGCCUAUUACGAAACAUCAAUAUAUAGAUUGAAGCAAGUGUCUCAGUGUACUGCUCUGUAAACACAUGGUCGUUCAGUUGUGCAUGUUUUAUCUGCUUGAAUCUUAUCAGGUUUAAAUCUUUUCAUCUUCAAUUCACUUAAUCCUGGCACUAUCGGCUUUUGAGCCAAAGAUUCCACUCCCUCUACCCUGAUUUGUUCGGUUAAUUCUUGACAACCUAACGAAAAAUAACAAGGUAAAUGACAUAAUGUUAAUAAUAUAUUUUUUGUUUUCCAUUUAAUACACAUGUUUAAAGGUUCUGCAUGCAAAGGUUAGAUAUGUUUGAUUUGGUGGCUCCGAGCCAUCCUUGUAAUGUAAAUGCUCACGGUUCUGCAAGCACAAAUGGUGAAGCUUUUGGUCUGUGUGCCUUUAAGAGCUUUAAAAGCAAACUGAAGACUGCCUCGUGGACCAUAAAACAAUCCAGGCAGCAGAAACAACAAGAACAUUUAAUUGGAAGCAGAUAGAGAGUGACUGGUAAGUUUUGACUCCGGUCACAGCCAUGUCCACAGAUAGUUCCAAAAAUAAUCUUAAACUUUAGCCUGUACCUCCAACUUUGCUGUUUUACUGGAAUUAUCAAGCUUGUGUUGACGCACCUUACUAUGACAAAAAGUCAUAAUAUGGUGCGUCAUAUAAAAGAGUCAGAGUAUAGUAUGACUGCUCUAAGGUUAUGUUUUGUUUGUUUCAUGUUAUGAAUUCACGUUUAGUGUUUUAGUUUGUUACUCACCUCUGCUCUCAUUUCAGAUCACUUCACUUCUGUUGUGUUUUCCCAUCAGUUUUGAAUGUCUGCCCCUCCAGAUGAGUUUGAGUUGUACCUCGUUAGCCCUGCACUAACCAGACCUCCUUCUUACCCCUUCUCGCUUUCCCGGUCAGUCAUUCACUACAUAUUUCAGCCCAGUUCCUUUUUUCUUUAUUUUGUUUUAAUUUCUUCGCUGCCACAUGGAGUUUUGUUUGCUUGUAAUCUGCCAGCUGUAGCUGCCUGCCUUUUUGGGAAUUUGUAAGAUUUUUUUUAAAUUAAAGUAUCUUCACUGAAUCUGUCAGUCUUUGACUCUGCAGUUGGGUCCUACCUACUUGUGCUGUUUUCAUCAGCUGUUACAAUAUUAUACAAAGUCAUAGAUAUGCGUAUGCCAUAAAAAAAAUGUAUAGUAUUGUAAAUCAUCAAAAGUUGUAGUAUAGUAUGUCAUAAAAAGUCAUGAUAUGGUAAGUCGAAAAAGUGACAGUAUGUCAAAAGAGUUAUAGUAAUGCAUGCCAAAAGAAGUCAUUGUAUAGUGUGUCAAGAAAGUCUAGAAAGUCAAAGUAUAGCAUCUCAAGCAAUCAUGAAAAAUUCAGAAUUUAAUAUGUUGAAAGAAGUCAUUAGAAAGUAAUAGUGUAGUAUGUUGAAAAAGGUACCCCAAAAUAAUCAUGUAAAAUGUAGAAAAAAAACACAAGAUAUGUUGUAAAAUGUCAUAGUAUAAUAAGUGGGGAAAUUUCAUUUAAUAUCGUUUAGUAGUCAUAUUAGUGGUUCCUUCUAUAUUUUUGGCGGGGCUAAUCAAUUAACCCAUUGGCUAAGGUGUGCUAAGGUUUCUGGGUAACAGUGACCGGGGAGGAUUGGCUCUGCUCAACCCGUGAGAGUGAGAGACACCGUAGACAGUCUUGGCUUUUUCUCUGAAAAUCCAUCGCCUAUCAUCUCCAGCCCUGUAAUGUUUUCACUAACCCACCAAUAACAGCAAAACGUGAAGAAGAAUCAUCUACUGAUGCCGUCUAGGCUGGCCACUCGUGGGUAGUUCUCAGUCGGAGCUAUCCGCUGUUGCUAACCGGAGGUAUAACCGGAGGUAUAGCCACACUGCCAGCCAGCCUUCUCUUUCAAUAGCCCACUUUAUGUUAGGUAAUUAACUUGCCAUAGACACGUCAGAAACCAAACUAAAAGCCAAUCUGGCAAACUCUAUUUUUGAGAUUUGGCUGUGAAUUACCUGCAUUAACGUUAGCUAGUGGCAUACGGGCAUAUUAUUUGUAAACGGCGACACUUGGAGUUGUUUUCAGCUCAUUAAAGAACCACAUGUUAUUAGUUUAGACCAGGGGUAUUGAAUCCAAAUUCAGCGAGGUCCAGUUCGAGAUAAUUAUUAGUGACCCCUGGUUUAGACUAACGUGUAUUCAGUGUGUAAUAGCAUGUUAAAAAAAAGCCAUAGAAUAGCAUGUCAAGAAAAGUCAUAAUAUAGCAUGUCGGAAAAAAGACAUAAUAGGAUUUAAAAAAUAGUAAUUUAAUGGAAUGUCCAAAAUAGUUUUAUAAUGGAAUUUCCACAAAAACAGUCAUAUAUUGGAAUGUCAAAUAAAAGUCAUAUAAUAGCAUGUCAUAGAUAAUUAUAUUUAAAAAAUUAUACAAUAAUGAAAAUGAUAUAAUUGUGUAGCAUGUCGCAAAAAGUCAUUGUAUAGUCUGUCGGAAGCAGUCUUAAAAAUAAGUCACAGUCUGUCGGAAGGUGUUUUAAAAAAGAGAAGGUAUAGAAUAUUAAAAAGUCAGUAAAAAAAAUCAUGACAUAGCAUGUUGAAAAAAGCCAUAAAAUAGCAUGUCAAGAAAAGUCACAAUAUAGCAUAUCAAAAAGGUCAUAACAUUGCGCGCCAUAAAUAGUCAUAAUGUAGCGUGCCAUAGAUAAUUAUAUGUCGAAAAAAAUUGAAAAGAUCAGUUUAGUAUGUUAAAAAAAGUAAUUGUAAUGUCUCUCAAAAAAAGUCCUAGUAUAUUAUGAUGAAAGAAUGACCUAAAAGUCAUAACAUAGUCAUACUGUCACAGUCUCAGCCGUGACUCUGUUUCCCUGUGCUUACCUCCCCAUGUCUAUCUGUGACUUUGUGCAGUUGGCAUCACACUCUUCUCUUGGCUCACUCCUGGCUUCCAGUCCUGAUUACCCACAUCUGCCUUCCAUCAAGUUCAUCACCAUUCAGU